AAGUUAAGCGAAGCUGCUUGAUAAACAGAAUUGAGCUCCUUCAAUCAGCAGGACAUAAUCUCUCAUUUGAAGCUCUUUCAGUCAGGUAAACUCCACAGGUAAACUCUGAAGGAGCAGAAACACCUGGACGAGGGAGAAGAAGUAAAGCUGUCAGUCAUGGCUUCCUCCAGCAGUCUCCUGUCUGAAGAUCAGCUCCAGUGCUCUAUCUGUCUGGAUGUGUUCACUGAUCCAGUCUCUACUCCAUGUGGACACAACUUCUGCAUGGUCUGUCUCAGAAAGUACUGGAACAGCAGCUCACACUGCCAGUGUCCAGUCUGUAAAGAAGAAUUCUCCAAAAGGCCAGAGCUCCGUGUGAACACCUUCAUCUCUGGACUGGCUGCUCAGUUCCAGAAGUCAGUUCAGGUGAAACCAGUACAAUCUCAGGUCUUCUGUGAUUGCUGUGAUGAGAAACGUGCAGCUCUGAAGUCCUGUCUGAUCUGUAUGGCCUCUUACUGUAAAACUCACCUGGACUCACAUCAGAAAGUCGCUUCAUUAAAGAAACACAAGCUGAUGGAUCCUGUGGAGAACCUGGAGGACUACAUCUGCCAGAAACAUGAGAGACCCCUGGAGCUGUUCUGUAGAGAUGACCAGACGUGUGUGUGUCAGUUCUGCACUGAGGGAGACCACCGGACUCACAGCACUGUUCCUAUAGAGGAGGAGAGUGGAGAGAGAAGGAAUCAGCUGGAGAAGACACAGGCAGAAGUUCAGCAGAUGAUCCAGGAGCGACUGGAGAAGAUUAAGGAGAUCAAACACUCUGUAGAACUAACUUGGAAAAUCAGAGAGAAGGAGGAGGCAGACAGUGUGGAGAUCUUCAGGGCUCUGGUGCGCUGCAUAGAGAGAAGCCAGGCUGAGCUGCUGGAGGUGAUGGAGGAGAAGCAGAAAGCAGCAGAGAGGCAGGCUGAAGAGCUGAUUAAAGAGCUGGAGCAGGAAAUCACUGAGCUAAAGAGGAGAGACACUGAGCUGGAGCAGAUCUCCCACACUGAGGACCACCUCCACCUCCUACAGGUCAGAGUCCCUCUGUUUCUCAAUAGUAAUGCAGUCCAUCACAGGACAGCACUGCCCAUGCUGAGGGGUUUCUCCUCUCUCCUGCUGUACUGUAGAUUUACCCGUCCCUCUGCAGACCCCCACACACCAAGAACUGGACUGACGUCAGUGUUAACACUCCUCUGAGUGUGGAGAGUCUGAGGAGAGCUCUGUCUCAGCUUCAGAAACGUCUCACACGGGAGAUGCAGAAGAUUGAUACGAGUGGUAGGUAUUGGCUAUCAAGAAAGGGCUUGUUGUGCCGAUGGUCUGUUUAACAUGAAGGCUUUUUUCUUUAUGAAUUCACUCAAGUUUCGAAGUAUUUAAUUUGCAGCAAGGUCAUUACUAUUGAACUGCAGCCUUUUAGUACAU
Molecule: messenger RNA, 1431 nt
Organism: Astyanax mexicanus (Mexican tetra)
Lineage: Eukaryota; Metazoa; Chordata; Actinopteri; Characiformes; Acestrorhamphidae
Product: E3 ubiquitin/ISG15 ligase TRIM25-like
Exons: 4
Coding region: 157-1209 (350 amino acids)
Molecular function (GO): zinc ion binding
Source: RefSeq, a predicted model, not a curated record